GGAAGCACAAGCAGAGGAAGCACAAGCAGAGGAGCGCAAGCAGAGGAAGCGCAAGCAGAGGAAGCAAAAGCAGAGGAAGCGCAAGAAAGGAAGCACAAGCAGAGGAGCGCAAGCAGAGGAAGCAAGCAAAGGAAGCGCAAGCAGAGAAGCACAAGCAGAGAAGCACAAGCAGAGGAAGCGCAAGCAGAGGAAGCGCAAGCAGAGGAAGCGCAAGCAGAGGAAGCGCAAGCAGAGGAAGCGCAAGCAGAGGAAGCGCAAGCAGAGGAAGCACAAGCAGGAAGCACAAGCAGAGGAAGCAGGAGCAGAGGAGCGCAAGCAGAGGAAGCGCAAGCAGAGGAAGCACAAGCAGAGGAAGCGCAAGCAGAGGAAGCACAAGCAGAGGAAGCACAAGCAGAGGAAGCACAAGCAGAGGAAGCACAAGCAGAGGAAGCACAAGCAGAGGAAGCACAAGCAGAGGAAGCACAAGCAAGGAGCCCAAGCAGAGGAAGCGCAAGCAGAGGAAGCGCAAGCAGAGGAAGCAAAGCAAAGGAAGCACAAGCAGAGGAAGCGCAAGCAGAGGAAGCACAAGCAGAGGAAGCACAAGCAGAGGAAGCGCAAGAAGGAAGCGCAAGCAGAGGAAGCGCAGAGGGAAGCGCAAGCAGAGGAAGCACAAGCAGAAGCACAAGCAGAGGAAGCACAAGCAGAGGAAGCGCAAGCAAAGGAAGCGCAAGCAGAGGAAGCACAAGCAGAGGAAGCACAAGCAGAGGAGCACAAGCAGAGGAAGCACAAGCAGAGGAAGCACAAGCAGAGGAAGCACAAGCAGAGGAAGCGAAGCAGAGGAAGCGCAAGCAGAGGAAGCGCAAGCAGAGGAAGCGCAAGCAGAGGAAGCGCAAGCAGAGGAAGCACAAGCAGAGGAAGCACAAGCAGAGGAAGCACAAGCAGAGGAAGCACAAGCAGAGGAAGCACAAGCAGAGGAAGCACAAGCAGAGAGCCCAAGCAGAGAAAGCGCAAGCAGAGGAAGCGCAAGCAGAGGAAGCGCAAGCAGAGGAGCGCAAGAAGAGGAAGCGCAAGCAGAGGAAGCGCAAGCAGAGGAAGCGCAAGCAGAGGAAGCGCAAGCAGAGGAAGCGCAAGCAGAGGAAGCGCAAGCAGAGGAAGCGCAAGCAGAGGAAGCGCAAGCAGAGGAAGCACAAGCAGAGGAGCGCAAGCAGAGGAAGCGCAAGCAGAGGAAGCACAAGCAGAGGAAGCACAAGCAGAGGAAGCGCAAGCAGAGGAAGCGCAAGCAGAGGAAGCACAAGCAGGAAGCACAAGCAGAGGAAGCGCAAGCAGAGGAGCGCAAGCAGAGGAAGCGCAAGCAGAGGAAGCACAAGCAGAGGAAGCGCAAGCAGAGGAAGCACAAGCAGAGGAAGCACAAGCAGAGGAAGCACAAGCAGAGGAAGCACAAGCAGAGGAAGCACAAGCAGAGGAAGCACAAGCAGAGGAAGCACAAGCAGAGGAGCCCAAGCAGAAGAAGCGCAAGCAGAGGAAGCGCAAGCAGAGGAAGCGCAAGCAGAGGAAGCACAAGCAGAGGAGCGCAAGUAGAGGAAGCACAAGCAGAGGAAGCACAAGCAGAGGAAGCGCAAGUAGAGGAAGCACAAGCAGAGGAAGCGCAAGCAGAGGAAGCACAAGCAGAGGAAGCAUAAGCAGAGGAGCGCAGGCAGAGGAAGCGAGGAAGCGCAAGCAGAAGGAAGCGCAAGAAGAGGAAGCGCAAGCAGAGGAAGCACAAGCAGAGGAAGCACAAGCAGAGGAAGCACAAGCAGGAAGCACAAGCAGAGGAAGCACAAGCAGAGGAGCGCAAGCAGAGGAAGCGCAAGCAGAGGAAGCACAAGCAGAGGAAGCAAGCAAGGAAGCACAAGCAGAGGAAGCACAAGCAGAGGAGCGCAAGCAGAGGAAGCGCAAGCAAGGAAGAGCAAGAGAGGAAGCACAAGCAGAGGAAGCUAAGCAGAGGAAGCGCAAGCAGAGGAAGCGCAAGCAGAGGAAGCGCAAGCAGAGGAAGCGCAAGCAGAGGAAGCGCAGAGGGCGCAAGCAGAGGAAGCACAAGCAGGAAGCACAAGCAGAGGAAGCAGGAGCAGAGAGCGCAAGCAAAGGAAGCGCAAGCAGAGGAAGCACAAGAAGAGGAAGCACAAGCAGAGGAAGCACAAGCAGAGGAAGCACAAGCAGAGGAAGCACAAGCAGAGGAAGCAAAGCAGAGGAAGCACAAGCAGAGGAAGCAGAAGCAGAGGAAGCACAAGCAGAGGAAGCACAAGCAGAGGAAGCACAAGCAGAGGAAGCGCAAGCAGAGGAAGCGCAAGCAGAGGAAGCGCAAGCAGAGGAAGCGCAAGCAGAGGAAGCACAAGCAGAGGAAGCGCAAGCAGAGGAAGCCAAGCAGAGGAAGCGCAAGCAGAGGAAGCGCAAGCAGAGGAAGCGCAAGCAGAGGAAGCGCAAGCAGAGGAAGCGCAAGCAGAGGAAGCGCAAGCAGAGGAAGCGCAAGCAGAGGAAGCGCAAGCAGAGGAAGCACAAGCAGAGGACGCAAGCAGAGGAAGCGCAAGCAGAGGAAGCGCAAGCAGAGGAAGCACAAGCAGAGGAAACGCAAGCAAAGGAAGCAAAGCAGAGGAAAAAAAAAAAGCAGAGGGAGCGCAAGCAGAGGAAGCGUAAGCAAAGGAGAGCAAGCAGAGGAAGCACAAGCAGGAAGCGCACAGAGGAAGCGCAAGAAGAGGAAGCGCAAGCAGAGGAAGCGCAAGCAGAGGAAGCGCAAGCAGAGAAAGCACAAGCAGAGGAAGCGCAAGAGAGGAAGCACAAGCAGAGAAGCACAAGCAGAGGAAGCACAAGCAGAGGAGCGCAAGCAGAGGAAGCGCAAGCAGAGGAAGCACAAGCAGAGGAAGCGCAAGCAGAGGAAGCACAAGCAAAGGAAGCGCAAGCAGAGGAAGCACAAGCAGAGGAAGCACAAGCAGAGGAAGCGCAAGCAGAGGAAGCACAAGCAGAGGAAGCACAAGCAGAGGAAGCACAAGCAGAGAAGCGCAAGCAGAGGAAGCGUAAGCAAAGGAAGAGCAAGCAGAGGAAGCACAAGCAAGAAGCGCAAGCAGAGGAAGCGCAAGAAGAGGAAGCGCAAGUAGAGGAAGCACAAGCAGAGGAAGCGCAAGUAGAGGAAGCACAAGCAGGAAGCACAAGCAGAGGAAGCACAAGCAGAGGAGCGCAAGCAGAGGAAGCACAAGCAGAGGAAGCGCAAGUAGAGGAAGCACAAGCAGAGGAAGCGCAAGCAGAGGAAGCACAAGCAGAGAAGCACAAGCAGAGGAGCGCAAGAAGAGGAAGCGAAACGCAAGCAGAGGAAGCACAAGCAGAGGAAGCACAAGCAGAGGAAGCACAAGCAGAGGAAGCGCAAGCAGAGGAAGCGCAAGCAGAGGAAGCACAAGCAGAGGAAGCGCAAGGAGAGGAAGCACAAGCAGAGGAAGCACAAGCAGAGGAAGCGCAAGCAGAGGAAGCACAAGCAGAGGAAGCACAGACAAGCAGAGGAGCCAAGCAGAGGAAGCGCAAGCAGAGGAAGCGCAAGCAGAGGAAGCGCAAGCAGAGGAAGCACAAGCAGAGGAAGCACAAGCAGAGGAAGCACAAGCAGAGGAAGCGCAAGCAAGAGGAAGCACAGCAGAGAAGCACAAGCAGAGGAAGCGCAAGCAGAGGAAGCGCAAGCAGAGGAAGCGCAAAAGAGGAAGCGCAAAUAGAGGAAGCGCAAGCAGAGGAAGCGCAAGCAGAGGAAGCACAAGCAGAGGAAGCGCAAGCAGAGGAAGCACAAGCAGAGGAAGCGCAAGCAGAGGAAGCGCAAGCAGAGGAAGCGCAAGCAGAGGAAGCACAAGCAGAGGAAGCACAAGCAGAGGAAGCGCAAGCAGAGGAAGCACAAGCAGAGGAAGCACAAGCAGAGGAGCGCAAGCAGAGGAAGCGCAAGCAGAGGAAGCGCAAGCAGAGGAAGCGCAAGCAGAGGAAGCGCAAGCAGAGGAAGCACAAGCAGAGGAAGCACAAGCAGAGGAAGCACAAGAGAAGAAGCGCAAGCAGAGGAAGCACAAGCAGAGGAAGCACAAGCAGAGGAGCGCAAGCAGAGGAAGCGCAAGCAGAGGAAGCACAAGCAGAGGAAGCACAAGCAGAGGAAGCGCAAGCAGAGGAAGCACAAGCAGAGGAAGCGCAAGCAGAGGAAGCGCAAGAGGAGGAAGCGCAAGCAGAGGAAGCGCAAGCAGAGGAAGCCAAGCAGAGGGAGCACAAGCAGAGGAAGCGCAAGCAGAGGACACAAGCAGAGGAAGCGCAAGCAGAGGAAGCACAAGCAGAGGAAGCACAAGCAGAGGAAGCACAAGAGAGGAAGCACAAGCAGAGGAGCGCAAGCAGAGGAAGCGCAAGCAGAGGAAGCCAAGGAGAGGAAGCGCAAGCAGAGGAAGCGCAAGCAGAGGAAGCACAAGCAGAGAAGCGCAAGCAGAGGAGCACAAGCAGAGGAAGCGCAAGCAGAGGAAGCGCAAGCAGAGGAAGCGCAAGCAGAGGAAGCGCAAGCAGAGGAAGCACAAGCAGAGGAAGCGCAAGCAGAAGAAGCACAAGCAGAGGAGGAGCACAAGCAGAGGAAGCGCAAGCAGAGGAAGCACAAGCAGAGGAAGCGCAAGCAGGAAGCACAAGCAGAAGCACAAGCAGAGGAAGCACAAGCAGAGGAGCGCAAGCAGAGGAAGCGCAAGCAGAGGAAGCGCAAGCAGAGGAAGCGCAAGCAGAGGAAGCGCAAGCAGAGGAAGCACAAGCAGAGGAAGCGCAAAGAGGAGCACAAGCAGAGGAAGCGCAAGCAGAGGAAGCGCAAGCAGAGGAAGCAAAGCGAAGAAGAAGAGGAGGAACUAGCAAGAAGAGGAAACAAGACAAACCAAGAAGGGCACAAGCAGAGGAAGCGCAAGCAGAGGAAGCACAAGCAGAGGAAGCACAAGCAGAGGAAGCGCAAGCAGAGGAAGCGCAAGCAGAGAAGCGCAAGCAGAGGAAGCACAAGCAGAGGAAGCGCAAGCAGAGGAAGCACAAGCAGAGGAAGCGCAAGCAGAGGAAGCGCAAGCAGAGGAAGCACAAGCAGAGGAAGCGCAAGCAGAGGAAGCGCAAGCAGAGGAAGCGCAAGCAGAGGAAGCGCAAGCAGAGGAAGCGCAAGCAGAGGAAGCACAAGCAGGAAGCACAAGUAGAGGAAGCAGAAGCAGAGAAGCGCAAGCAGAGGAAGCACAAGCAGAGGAAGCACAAGCAGGAAGCGCAAGCAGAGGAAGCGCAAGCAGAGGAAGCACAAGCAGGAAGCACAAGCAGAGGAAGCACAAGCAGAGAAGCGCAAGCAGAGGAAGCCCAAGCAGAGAAAGCACAAGCAGAGGAAGCGCAAGCAGAGGAAGCGCAAGCAGAGGAAGCGCAAGCAGAGGAAGCACAAGCAGAGGAAGCGCAAGCAGAGGAAGCACAAGCAGAGGCAGAGCAGAAGAAGCACAAGCAGAGGAAGCGCAAGCAGAGGAAGCGCAAGCAGAGGAAGCACAAGCAGAGGAAGCGCAAGAGAGGAAGCACAAGCAGAGGAAGCGCAAGCAGAGGAAGCACAAGCAGAGGAAGCGCAAGCAAAGGAAGCGCAAGCAGAGGAAGCGCAAGCAAAGAAGAGCAAGCAGAGGAAGCACAAGCAGAGGAAGCGCAAGCAGAGGAAGCGCAAGCAGAGGAAGCGCAAGCAGAGGAGCGCAAGCAGAGGAAGCGCAAGCAGAGGAAGCGUAAGCAGAGGAAGCGCAAGCAGAGGAAGCACAAGCAGGAAGCACAAGCAGAGGAAGCAAAGCAGAGAAGCGCAAGCAGAGGAAGCCCAAGCAGAGAAAGCACAAGCAGAGGAAGCGCAAGUAGAGGAAGCACAAGCAGAGGAAGCGCAAGCAGAGGAAGCACAAGCAGAGGAAGCACAAGCAGAGGAGCGCAAGCAGAGGAAGCACAAGCAAGGAAGAGCAAGCAGAGGAAGCACAAGCAGAGGAAGCGUAAGCAGAGGAAGCGCAAGAAGAGGAAGCGCAAGCAGAGGAAGCGCAAGCAGAGGAAGCACAAGCAGAGGAAGCGCAAGCAGAGGAAGCACAAGCAGAGGAAGCACAAGCAGAGGAAGCACAAGCAGAGGAGCGCAAGCAGAGGAAGCACAAGCAGAGGAAGCACAAGCAGAGGAAGCGCAAGAGAGGAAGCACAAGCAGAGGAAGCGCAAGCAGAGGAAGCACAAGCAGAGGAAGCACAAGCAGGAAGCACAAGCAGAGGAAGCACAAGCAGAGGAAGCGCAAGCAGAGGAAGCGCAAGCAGAGGAAGCGCAAGCAGAGGAAGCGCAAGCAGAGGAAGCGCAAGCAGAGGAGCGCAAGCAGAGGGAAGCGCAAGCAGAGGAAGCGCAAGCAGAGGAAGCAAAGCAGAGGAAGCGCAAGCAGAGGAAGCGCAAGCAGAGGAAGCGCAAGCAGAGGAAGCGCAAGCAGAGGAGCGCAAGCAGAGGAAGCACAAGCAGAGGAGCGCAAGCAGAGAAGCGCAAGCAGAGGAAGCACAAGCAGAGGAAGCGCAAGCAGAGGAAGCACAAGCAGAGGAAGCGCAAGCAGAGGAAGCACAAGCAGAGGAAGCACAAGCAGAGGAGCGCAAGCAGAGGAAGCACAAGCAGAGGAAGAGCAAGCAGAGGAAGCACAAGCAGAAAGCGCAAGCAGAGGAAGCGCAAGCAGAGGAAGCGCAAGCAGAGGAAGCACAAGCAGAGGAAGCGCAAGCAGAGGAAGCACAAGCAGAGAAGCACAAGCAGAGGAAGCACAAGCAGAGGAGCGCAAGCAGAGGAAGCGCAAGCAGAGGAAGCACAAGCAGAGGAAGCGCAAGAGCGCAAGCAGAGGAAGCGCAAGCAAGGGAAGAGCAAGCAGAGGAAGCACAAGCAGAGGAAGCGCAAGCAGAGGAAGCGCAAGAAGAGGAAGCGCAAGCAGAGGAAGCGCAAGCAGAGGAAGCGCAAGUAGAGGAAGCACAAGCAGAGGAAGCAAGCAGAGGAAGCACAAGCAGAGGAAGCACAAGCAGAGGAAGCACAAGCAGAGGAGCGCAAGCAGAGGAAGCGCAAGCAGAGGAAGCACAAGCAGAAGAAGCGAAGCAGAGGAAGCACAAGCAGAGGAAGCGCAAGCAGAGGAAGCACAAGCAGAGGAAGCACAAGCAGAGGAGCGCAAGCAGAGGAAGCGCAAGCAGAGGAAGCUUAAGCAAGAGGAAACGCAAGCAGAGGAAGCACAAGCAGAGGAAGCACAAGCAGAGGAAGCACAAGCAGAGGAAGCGCAAGCAGAGGAAGCGCAAGCAGAGGAAGCACAAGCAGAGGAAGCGCAAGAGAGGAAGCACAAGCAGAGGAAGCACAAGCAGAGGAAGCGCAAGCAGAGGAAGCACAAGCAGAGGAAGCACAAGCAGAGGAAGCCCAAGCAGAGGAAGCGCAAGCAGAGGAAGCGCAAGCAGAGGAAGCGCAAGCAGAGGAAGCGCAAGCAGAGGAAGCGCAGCAGAGGAAGCGCAAGCAGAGGAAGCACAAGCAGAGGAAGCGCAAGCAGAGGAAGCACAAGCAGAGGAAGCACAAGCAGAGGAGCGCAAGCAGAGGAAGCGUAAGCAAGGAAAGCAAGCAGAGGAAGCACAAGCAGAGGAAGCGCAAGCAGAGGAAGCGCAAGAAGAGGAAGCGCAAGCAGAGGAAGCGCAAGCAGAGGAAGCACAAGCAGAGGAAGCGCAAGCAGAGGAAGCGCAAGCAGAGGAAGCGCAAGCAGAGGAAGCACAAGCAGAGGAAGCACAAGCAGAGGAAGCGCAAGCAGAGGAAGCACAAGCAGAGGAAGCACAAGCAGAGGAGCCCAAGCAGAGGAAGCGCAAGCAGAGGAAGCGCAAGCAGAGGAAGCGCAAGCAGAGGAAGCGCAAGCAGAGGAAGCACAAGCAGAGGAAGCACAAGCAGAGAAGCACAAGCAGAGGAAGCACAAGCAGAGGAAGCACAAGCAGAGGAAGCACAAGCAGAGGAGCGCAAGCAGAGGAAGCGCAAGCAGAGGAAGCACAAGCAGAGGAAGCACAAGAAGAGAAGCGCAAAGGAGCGCAAGCAGAGGAAGCGCAAGCAGAGGAAGCGCAAGCAGAGGAAGCGCAAGCAGAGGAAGCGCAAGCAGAGAAGCACAAGCAGAGGAAGCGCAAGCAGAGGAGCACAAGCAGAGGAAGCGCAAGCAGAGGAAGCGCAAGCAGAGGAAGCGCAAGAGAGGAAGCGCAAGCAGAGGAAGCACAAGCAGAGGAAGCGCAAGCAGAGGAAGCACAAGCAGAGAAAGCACAAGCAAGCACAAGCAGAGGAAGCGCAAGCAGAGAAGCACAAGCAGAGGAAGCGCAAGCAGAGGAAGCACAAGCAGAGGAAGCGCAAGCAGAGGAGCGCAAGCAGAGGAAGCGCAAGCAAAGGAAGAGCAAGCAGAGGAAGCACAAGCAGAGGAAGCGCAAGCAGAGGAAGCGCAAGAAGAGGAAGCGCAAGCAGAGGAAGCGCAAGCAGAGGAAGCGCAAGCAGAGGAAGCGCAAGCAGAGGAAGCGCAAGCAGAGGAAGCACAAAAGCAGAAGCACAAGCAGAGAAAGCAGAAGCAGAGGAGCGCAAGCAGAGGAAGCGCAAGCAGAGGAAGCACAAGCAGAGGAAGCGCAAGCAGAGGAAGCACAAGCAGAGGAAGCACAAGCAGAGGAGCACAAGCAGAGGAAGCGCAAGCAGAGGAAGCGCAAGCAGAGGAAGCACAAGCAGAGGAAGCACAAGCAGAGGAAGCACAAGCAAGGAAGCGCAAGCAGAGGAAGCGCAAGCAGAGGAAGCGCAAGCAGAGGAGCGCAAGCAGAGGAAGCGCAAGCAGAGGAAGCACAAGCAGAGGAAGCGCAAGCAGAGGAAGCGCAAGCAGAGGAGCACAAGCAGAGGAAGCGCAAGCAGAGAAGCGCAAGCAGAGGAAGCGCAAGCAGAGGAAGCGCAAGCAGAGGAAGCACAAGCAGAGGAGCGCAAGCAGAGGAAGCACAAGCAGAGGAAGCAAAGCAGAGGAAGCACAAGCAGAGGAAGCGCAAGCAGAGGAAGCGCAAGCAGAGGAAGCGCAAGCAGAGGAAGCGCAAGCAGAGGAAGCACAAGCAGAGGAAGCGCAAGCAGAGGAAGCAAGAGCAGGGGGGCGGAAGCAAGAAGAGCAGCGAGGAAGCGCAAGCAGAGGAAGCGCAAGCAGAGGAAGCACAAGCAGAGGAAGCACAAGCAGAGGAAGCGCAAGCAGAGGAAGCGCAAGCAGAGGAAGCACAAGCAGAGGAAGCACAAGCAGAGGAAGCGCAAGCAGAGGAAGCACAAGCAGAGGAAGCGCAAGCAGAGGAAGCACAAGCAGAGGAAGCACAAGCAGAGGAAGCGCAAGCAGAGAAGCACAAGCAGAGGAAGCACAAGCAGAGGAAGCGCAAGCAGAGGAAGCACAAGCAGAGGAAGCACAAGCAGAGGAAGCGCAAGAAGCACAAGCAGAGGAAGCGCAAGCAGAGGAAGCGCAAGCAGAGGAAGCACAAGCAGAGGAAGCGCAAGCAGAGGAAGCGUAAGCAAAGGAAGAGCAAGCAGAGGAAGCGCAAGCAGAGGAAGCGCAAGCAGAGGAAGCGCAAGCAGAGGAAGCACAAGCAGAGAAGCACAAGCAGAGGAAGCAGAAGCAGAGAAGCGCAAGCAGAGGAAGCCCAAGCAGAGGAAGCAAAAGCAGAGGAAGCGCAAGCAGAGGAAGCGCAAGCAGAGAAAGCGCAAGCAGAGGAAGCGCAAGCAGAGGAAGCACAAGCAGAAGCACAAGCAGAGGAAGCAGAAGCAGAGAAGCGCAAGCAGAGGACCAAGCAGAGAAAGCACAAGCAGAGGAAGCGCAAGCAGAGGAAGCGCAAGCAGAGGAAGCGCAAGCAGAGGAAGCACAAGCAGAGGAAGCGCAAGCAGAGGAAGCACAAGCAGGAAGCACAAGCAGAAGAAGCACAAGCAGAGGAGCGCAAGCAGAGGAAGCGCAAGCAGAGGAAGCACAAGCAGAGGAAGCGCAAGGAGAGGAAGCAUAAGCAGAGGAAGCGCAAGCAGAGGAAGCACAAGCAGAGGAAGCGCAAGCAAAGGAGCGCAAGCAGAGGAAGCGUAAGCAAAGGAAGAGCAAGCAGAGGAAGCACAAGCAGAGGAAGCGUAAGCAGAGGAAGCGCAAGCAGAGGAAGCGCAAGCAGAGGAAGCGCAAGCAGAGGAAGCGCAAGCAGAGAAAGCGUAAGCAGAGGAAGCGCAAGCAGAGGAAGCACAAGCAGGAAGCACAAGCAGAGAAGCAGAAGCAGAGAAGCGCAAGCAGAGGAAGCCCAAGCAGAGAAAGCACAAGCAGAGGAAGCGCAAGUAGAGGAAGCACAAGCAGAGGAAGCGCAAGCAGAGGAAGCACAAGCAGAGGAAGCACAAGCAGAGAGCGCAAGCAGAGGAAGCCAGGAAAGGAAGCAGGAAGCACAAGCAGAGGAAGCACAAGCAGAGGAAGCGCAAGGAGAGGAAGCACAAGCAGAGGAAGCGCAAGCAGAGGAAGCACAAGCAGAGGAAGCGCAAGCAGAGGAGCGCAAGCAGAGGAAGCGUAAGCAAAGGAAGAGCAAGCAGAGGAAGCACAAGCAGAGGAAGCGUAAGCAGAGGAAGCGCAAGAAGAGGAAGCGCAAGCAGAGGAAGCGCAAGCAGAGGAAGCGCAAGCAGAGGAAGCGCAAGCAGAGGAAGCGCAAGCAGAGGAAGCACAAGCAGGAAGCACAAGCAGAGAAAGCAGAAGCAGAGGAGCGCAAGCAGAGGAAGCGGGAGCAGAGGAAGCACAAGAAGAGGAAGCGCAAGCAGAGGAAGCACAAGCAGAGGAAGCACAAGCAGAGGAGCACAAGUAGAGGAAGCGCAAGCAGAGGAAGCGUAAAGGAAGCACAAGCAGAGGAAGCGCAAGCAGAGGAAGCGCAAGCAGAGGAAGCGCAAGCAGAGGAAGCGCAAGCAGAGGAAGCACAAGCAGAGGAAGCACAGCAGAGGAAGCGCAAGCAGAGGAAGCGCAAGCAGAGGAAGCGCAAGCAGAGGAAGCGCAAGCAGAGGAAGCGCAAGCAGAGGAAGCACAAGCAGGAAGCACAAGCAGAGGAAGCAGAAGCAGAGAAGCGCAAGCAGAGGAAGCGCAAGCAGAGGAAGCACAAGCAGAGGAAGCGCAAGCAGAGGAAGCGCAAGCAGAGGAAGCGUAAGCAGAGGAAGCGCAAGCAGAGGAAGCACAAGCAGGAAGCACAAGCAGAGGAAGCACAAGCAGAGGAAGCGCAAGCAGAGGAGCCAAGCAGAGGAAGCACAAGCAGAGGAAGCGCAAGCAGAGGAAGCGCAAGCAGAGGAAGCGCAAGCAGAGGAAGCACAAGCAGAGGAAGCGCAAGCAGAGGAAGCACAAGCAGAAGCACAAGCAGAGGAAGCGCAAGCAGAGGAAGCGCAAGCAGAGGAAGCACAAGCAGAGAAGCGCAAGCAGAGGAAGCACAAGCAGAGGAAGCGCAAGCAGAGGAAGCACAAGCAGAGGAAGCGCAAGCAGAGGAAGCGCAAGCAGAGGAAGCGCAAGCAGAGAAGAGCAAGCAGAGGAAGCACAAGCAGAGGAAGCGCAAGCAGAGGAAGCGCAAGAGGAGGAAGCGCAAGCAGAGGAAGCGCAAGCAGAGGAAGCGCAAGCAGAGGAAGCGCAAGCAGAGGAAGCGCAAGCAGAGGAAGCACAAGCAGGAAGCACAAGCAGAGGAAGCACAAGCAGAGAAGCGCAAGCAGAGGAAGCCAAGCAGAGGAAGCACAAGCAGAGGAAGCGCAAGCAGAGGAAGCACAAGCAGAGAAGCACAAGCAGAGGAAGCACAAGCAGAGGAAGCGCAAGCAGAGGAAGCGCAAGCAAAGGAAGCGCAAGCAGAGGAAGCACAAGCAGAGGAAGCGCAAGCAGAGGAAGCGCAAGAAGAGGAAGCGCAAGCAGAGGAAGCGCAAGCAGAGGAAGCACAAGCAGAGGAAGCGCAAGCAGAGGAAGCGCAAGCAGAAGCACAAGCAGAGGAAGCACAAGCAGAGGAGCGCAAGCAGAGGAAGCACAAGCAGAGGAAGCACAAGCAGAGGAAGCGCAAGAGAGGAAGCACAAGCAGAGGAAGCGCAAGCAGAGGAAGCACAAGCAGAGGAAGCGCAAGCAGAGGAGCGCAAGCAGAGGAAGC
Messenger RNA from Closterium sp. NIES-65, 12108 nucleotides. The record is from the annotation of a GenBank genome assembly. Lineage: Eukaryota; Viridiplantae; Streptophyta; Zygnematophyceae; Desmidiales; Closteriaceae.